Grosmannia clavigera kw1407 is the source of this 807-nucleotide messenger RNA. Its product is annotated as 50S ribosomal protein l24. Gene Ontology annotation, molecular function: structural constituent of ribosome. Lineage: Eukaryota; Fungi; Ascomycota; Sordariomycetes; Ophiostomatales; Ophiostomataceae. Bases 1 to 807 code for a protein of 268 amino acids. The transcript has a single exon. The record is from RefSeq and is a predicted model, not a curated record. Gene Ontology annotation, cellular component: mitochondrial large ribosomal subunit.
AUGCCGACGACACCGCUCUCGCUGUCGCGUGCCGGCCAGUGCCUCCUCGACGCCACCUCAUCCUCCGCAAAGCCGUUGCUGCUUCGCCAGUCGCCAUGGCUUCCGCAUCGCACCAGCAGCAGCAGCAGCAACUUCCCGGGCUUUCGGCAGCAGACCCGCGGCUAUAAGCAGGUGCGCCUGCCGGCCGGCCAGCCACCAAUUCCCUCGGCUACCGCUCAGCAGCCCGAAAUCCCACCCUACCCGCUGGGUCCCCGCCAGCUCUACAAGCAGUCCAACACGGGUCUUUACGGCACCGCUCGCAUCCGCUUCGGCAACACCGUCUCGCGCCAGACGGAGAUCAUCAAUCCGCAGAAGAACCGCCGCAAGUGGCGGCCCAAUAUCCAGGAAAAGCGGCUUUGGUCCGCUUCCCUCAGCGCCCCCAUCCGCACUCGCAUCAGCACACGCGUCCUGCGUACCGUGGACAAGGUCGGCGGUCUCGACGAAUACCUGCUCGGCUCUAAGCCUGCCCGCAUCGCUGAGCUCGGGCCCUGGGGCUGGCGUCUGCGCUGGCGCAUUAUACAGACUCCCGCCGUCCAGGAACGCUUCCGCCGCGAUCGCAUCGCCCUCGGUUUGCCGGCCGACGGCCUGCCCGCAGACGAGUUUUUCGACGAUACCGAAGAUGCUUCCCUGACUGCCGCAGAGAACGAGGCGCCCGUCGAUGGCACCGCUGGGCAAGAAACCCAGCGUAUGAUCGAUGCUGAGGAGCUCUUCGAUCUGGCCCCCGACGAUGGUUUUAUGCAGGAAGAGAGCCGUCCCAAGAAGCCAUGA